This is a messenger RNA of Halichondria panicea, 989 nucleotides long. RefSeq names its product diphthine methyl ester synthase-like. Lineage: Eukaryota; Metazoa; Porifera; Demospongiae; Suberitida; Halichondriidae. The coding region runs from base 41 to 889 and encodes 282 amino acids. Gene Ontology annotation, molecular function: diphthine synthase activity. The transcript is spliced from 7 exons. Gene Ontology annotation, biological process: protein histidyl modification to diphthamide. The record is from RefSeq and is a predicted model, not a curated record.
CACAUGUCUACACGUGUUCUAAAAUAGCACUGGACGUACAAUGCUGUAUUUGAUAGGUCUAGGAUUGCAUGAUCCGUCAGAUGUCACAGUAAAAGGUCUACAGAUCAUCAAGACAGCAAGCAGAGUCUUCUUGGAAGCUUACACCUCAAUUCUUGGUGUAGGAAAAGAUGAACUGGAGAAGUUCUAUGGACGUGAGGUUAUGUUAGCUGACAGGGAUUUGGUGGAACAAAAUAGUGUCAAUCUGGUCGUUCAUCUGUGGUCGUUCACAGAUGAGAUUCUUCGUGAUGCUAUUGACAAUGAUAUAGCUUUCCUUGUUGUUGGAGAUCCUCUGGGGGCAACCACUCACUCUGACCUAAUUGUACGAGCCUACGAAAUGGGUAUCAAAUUUGAAGUGAUCCACAACGCUUCAAUAAUGAAUGCUGUUAGCUGCUGUGGACUUCAGCUCUACAGGUUUGGUGAAACAGUGUCUAUUCCAUUCUGGACAGAAGGCUGGAAACCAGAUAGUUUUAUCGAUAAAAUUGAACUUAAUUUGGAACGAGGGCUACAUUCACUGUGCCUGCUAGAUAUCAAAGUAAAGGAACAGUCCAUUAAGAACUUGAUGAAAGGGAACAAGAUUUUCGAGCCCCCUCGCUUUAUGUCUGUCGUGCAAGCAUCUUCACAGUUGUUAGAAGCCCUUCAAAACAGACAAAUCAAAGGUAUAUCCCCCAAAACAGUGUGUGUUGGUCUGGCUAGAAUUGGAUCGCCCUCUCAGCAGUUGGUUGUGGAUACUCUGGAGAAUAUGUCCAAAGUAGACUUAGGCAAGCCUCUUCAUUCUCUUGUUAUUGUUGGUGAGGUGCAUCCUUUAGAACAGACAAUGCUAAAUAUAGUAUGUAAAACGGAGACAAAAUAGAGUCCAUUGCCUGUACUCCAUGGAAAUAUUAUAAUUUUGAUUUUGUUAUCGUUAUUCCUAUCAUACCUAUUUUUCUGGUGUUGUAUACCUCUAUAGUGUC